Messenger RNA from Zygotorulaspora mrakii, 531 nucleotides. RefSeq lists its product as uncharacterized. The coding region runs from base 1 to 531 and encodes 176 amino acids. The transcript has a single exon. Lineage: Eukaryota; Fungi; Ascomycota; Saccharomycetes; Saccharomycetales; Saccharomycetaceae. The record is from RefSeq and is a predicted model, not a curated record.
AUGGAUAGCCUUUUUUUAAACAAAAGCCCGGGAAAUAGCAUUUACAAAUGUCACAAGAAUUGUAAUGAUGUAUCGAAGAGUAAUCACAUUUAUGAUAAAUGCAAGUUGCAGAAACUGAAGGAGAUCUUUGAUUUUGAUUAUCUUAUAAGGGACUGUAAUGAACCUCAAGUUGCGAAAUGCUGCCAUGAACAUAGAGAAAAGACUCGUAUCAGUGAUAGCGGUGAGGUACGACAUUACGCCAACAUGUGGAACCAUCGAACUGGCGACAUAAAGGAGGACGACUACUUAUACGCACCGUUAGAGUGUGUUUCUAGUUCAUCGUAUCCGUUAUCAUUGCCUCCUCCCCGGUCAGACGCAGAUAUUGUGCCUGUGUCGUCGUCGAUAUCGUCAUAUCAGCCAAACACGUUGAGUAACAUUGGAACAGGUACGAUUGGUUCAUCUAGCAAUAAGGAUAUCGAUACUUACUCGUCGGAUACACAGCGGCAAUUGCUUUUGUACGAUUUAUUGUCGGGGGAUAUAUAUGAUAAUUAA